AUGGCCCAGCGGGCGCCCAGGGAGCAGGGGCAGGACGAGGAGGAGGGAGCGGAGGAGGGGGAGGCGGCGAGGGGCAGCCAGGCGCGGGCCAGGAGCCAUGCGGAGCCCGCGGCCAGCGGCGGCAGGACUCAGGACCGGCAUGAGAGGAAGCGGAAGAGGCAGGAGGCGCAGCAGCUCCAGAAGAUCCAGCACCUGGAGUCUUUCUAUGAGAAACCUCCCCCUGGGCUAAUUAAGGAGAAUGAAACAAAACCAGAAGACUGCAUACCUGAUGUACCAGGCAAUGAAAGCGCACGAGAGUUCCUGGCACAUGCCCCAACAAAAGGGCUUUGGAUGCCUUUGGGAAAAGAAGUCAAAGUUAUGCAGUGUUGGAGAUGUAAACGUUAUGGACACAGAACAGGAGAUAAGGAAUGCCCAUUCUUUAUUAAAGGCAAUCAGAAAUUGGAACAAUUUAGAGUGGCACAUGAAGAUCCAAUGUAUGAUAUAAUAAGGGAAAAUAAGCGUCAUGAAAAAGAAAAGAGGAUACAGCAAUUGAAGCAGCUCCUGGAGGACUCUACCUCAGAAUCUGAUAGCAGUGAUGACAGUACUGUGGAUGAUGAAGAUGGCAGCAGCUCCACUUCCUCAGAAUAUAAACACAAGAAGAAAAAGAGAAAAAAGGAUAAGAAAAAGAAAGAAAAGAAGAAGAAGAAAAAGAGGAAGCAUAAAUCAUCCAAAUCUAAUGACAAGUCAGAAUCUGACUGACAGCAGACACCUGCGGCGUGCUCAUUGACCUCUCCACUUGUGAACUGCAAGGAAAGAUCCAAAGAAUGAUGAGGAAAACACCAGAAAGGGUUUUAUUAAACUUUGAACAUACAUGCGUAUGCAUACAGCAUCCUAUGCUGGCAUCCUCUUCUGCCCCUCUGCAGUCAGAAAAAAGAAAGCUGCAUUAAACCAUAUCUUUGUGCUGUAAAACCCAUGCUGAGAGUCAUCGAGCUUGGUCACAUGGGGCCUCUGCAUUGCUGCCCGUGACCAGCAGCAGAAAGCGGUGACCACCAAGAGAUCACUGACGAACCUGCAGCAUUAGCAGACUCUCUGUUGAAGUGUCUUUACUCCAUGAAGUUACUUUAUUAUAUACAAAGCCUCAUUAUAACAGGACUGCAGUUUGGACCAUGCAGAGCACUGAGAGUUCUUCUACAGUGCUUAUAAUGAGCAGGUGGUACUGUAUUUUCUCCUCUGCAUACGUGCUGAGGUUCUGUGUACUUAUCCUAAUAUUGGCAGCUAGGGAAAUAAAGAGUACUGCUGCAGGGGAAAAAUGGUAAUCAAGGGGAUUUACUUUACGACAAAAUCGCACCAUCAGCAAGACUUGAUUUUUUUUUUUUUGGUGUGUGUGUAACAAAAUCUUGAGACCACCAUUAAUACACAAUUCUGAAAUGUCUGAAGUGUAACAUCUACACUCUCUAAACCAUAGAAGUGGGAGCCAAGAGUAAUGAUGUUAGAUAUUCAGCUUAACUUGAAAGAGGGUUUAGUUAUUUAAAAAGGGGGGUUUCACAUAAGAAAUUAAAAAGAUUAAUUUCUGCAUAUUCUUCAGUAUCAGUUGUUUUGAUACAAGUUGAGGGAGGUUUCCUUUUUAAAAGGUUUGGGGGUAAUAAAUUCUCACUUUUUAUGUUUACUAGA
Molecule: messenger RNA, 1650 nt
Organism: Pseudopodoces humilis (Tibetan ground-tit)
Lineage: Eukaryota; Metazoa; Chordata; Aves; Passeriformes; Paridae
Gene: RP9
Product: RP9 pre-mRNA splicing factor
Biological process (GO): RNA splicing
Source: RefSeq, a predicted model, not a curated record